AUGACUGGUAAAAUAAGAGGGUUUAAAGCAGAAGUGAUGAAAGUUAGUCCUGAUAUAAGAUUUGUUCAUUGCAUUAUACAUAGAGAACAUUUAACUUUUCGAAAAAUUGUCUGUGAACUGAAUUCAAUUAUGAAUGAUGUAAUAUCAAUGCUAUCCCGUGGGAAAGUUUUGAAAAGAGUUAUAGAACUAAGUGAUGAGCUCCGUAUAUUUCUUCAUGAUAUUAAACCAGACUUUUCUGCACUUUUAAGUAAUGAAAAAUGGAUGUGUUUAGCUUCAUAUUUAGCAGAUGUUUUCGAUAAAGUUAAUGAAUUAAAUCUAUCUCUUCAAGAUCAUAUUUCAUGGGCCCCAAAAGAGCAAUUAAUUAAUAUUAGAGAAAACUCAACUCUUGAAACCAAAUUUAAUGAAAAAGAACUUACUGAAUUUUGGUUAAGACGACAGCAAGAGUAUCCUGUAAUUUUGAAAGCGGCUUUACUUAUAAUAAUACCUUUCGCAUCGACAUAUCUUCGUGAAACUACAUUUUCACAACUUCAAAUUAUAAAAAACAAACAAAGAUCAUGCAUUUCACAACAGUCUUUAGAAGCAAACUUGCGUAUUUCAGUUUCAAACAACACACCUGACAUAAAUAUGUUAUGCGAAAAUAUGCAAGCCCAACAGUCACAUUAA
Molecule: messenger RNA, 663 nt
Organism: Metopolophium dirhodum (rose-grain aphid)
Lineage: Eukaryota; Metazoa; Arthropoda; Insecta; Hemiptera; Aphididae
Product: zinc finger MYM-type protein 6-like
Exons: 3
Coding region: 1-663 (220 amino acids)
Molecular function (GO): protein dimerization activity
Source: RefSeq, a predicted model, not a curated record